Molecule: messenger RNA, 896 nt
Organism: Fimicolochytrium jonesii
Lineage: Eukaryota; Fungi; Chytridiomycota; Chytridiomycetes; Spizellomycetales; Powellomycetaceae
Exons: 2
Coding region: 156-836 (226 amino acids)
Source: RefSeq, a predicted model, not a curated record
CACACGGCCACGGAAGCGAGUGGCUGGCGAAAAAGAGCAUAAAAGACGGGCGAGCGGAUUUUGCGCCGUCUUCCCACGCACUCGCAACUCUCGCAAGCGCACUCCAAGAUCACCUUCCCAACUUAUAUCAUCCCUCUCUGACGGCUUCACACAAAAUGGUCUUCACAAACUCCCUCGUCGCACUCACCCUCGCCCUCGCGGCGGCCACCGUCCAAGCCCAGUCCACACCCGCCUCGGCCGCAGCCCUCACGGCCGCAUGCGCAACCCUCUCAACCCUCCCCGCCUGCGACGUCGCCGCUUCCUGCCUCGCCCAAGCAACAACCACAGGAGCAUGCAACCCAGACAGUCUCCUCGCUUCCCUCUGCGCUGACCCCGCAGGUGCUACCGCAUCGCAAUGCACUCCCAAGCCAAGUGGUACUCCCGUUGCGAACCUGCUGACCGCGAAGGACGCUACGGGUGUUGUUGCCAGUAUCUGUAUGGAGAUGCCCGACAUGAAGGAUUGUCAAGGGCCUGAUGCGUGUCCCGCCGCUGAUCCGGCGACUGGAGUUGCGAAAUGCAAGACUUGGACUCAGGCGGCUAGGCUUUGCUUGGAUAUGCCAAACAUGAAGCAGUGCGGCCCCGUCACCGCCUUCUGCACAUCCUCCAACAAGCUCGGCCCUUACUGCGGCGCAAUGGCCGCCGGGGCCACAAAUACCUCCUCCACCACGGCCUCCGCCGCCGCGCCCUCCGGUACCAGCGCACCCGGCGCGUCUGGCAAGAGCGGCGCCAUGUCCGUCGCUGCCAACUCUGGUUUGGUCGCAGCUGCUGGAGCGGUGCUUGUUUACGCUCUGGUGUAGGGGGUUGGACUGCUUGGAGUGUAGUAUAGACUUUUGUGAUUCCGUACACUGCGAGUCGUG